AAAAUAUUUCUACUCCGUGAGGUGGUUAACAAUCGAACAAGCAUUCAACUCUGCCCUCAUCUCUGCUCGUCUACGAACCCUCUGUAAAGGCCUCCGAAUUUCUACCGCCACAAUGUUUACCGGCCUAGUCGAGACCCUAGGCACAGUCACCUCCCUAACCGACCUCGACCCCUCCGUGUCCGGCGGCAACGGCACAUCCUUAACGAUCUCAGACUGCGCCGACGUUCUGUCUGAUGCGCAACUAGGCGACUCCAUCUCCGUAAACGGGACAUGUCUGACCGUCACCGAGUUCGACAAAUCCUCAUUCAAAGUCGGCGUCGCGCCCGAGACCCUCCGCCGCACGAACCUCGGCCGUCUACGCGAAGGAUCCCACGUCAACCUCGAACGCGCAGUCGCCGCGAGCACGCGGAUGGGCGGACACUUUGUGCAAGGACACGUCGAUACCGUCGCCACGAUCGACAGUGUUACACCUGAUGGCAAUGCGUUGACGUUCCGUCUGCGGCCCCGGGAGUCCAGCGUACUGCGGUAUGUCGUGGAGAAAGGCUAUAUCACGCUUGAUGGGGCGAGUUUGACGGUGACCAAUGUGGAUGAUGCACGGGGCUGGUUUGAGGUCAUGUUGAUUGCGUAUACGCAGGAGCGGGUCGUGAUGGCGAAGAAGCAAGCCAGUGAUGAGGUCAAUGUCGAGAUUGAUGUCGUGGGGAAACUUGUUGAGAAGAGCGUGGUGGGAUAUUUUGAGGGUGGGAAAGAUGGUGCUCCGGCUAUAUUGGAGAAGAUUGUGGGACGGUUGGUUGAGGAAAAGCUCAAACAGCAGCGGUGAGGUGUGUCACAGCGAUUGAAAGAAGAGCGAGGCCGGGGCCGCAACUGCCACAUGGUCGACUAGCAGCUGAUAACGAGGUGGAAGCCGCUGAAGCAUCGACUGCGGCUCAUCUCUGGGUCGUUUGAUCACUGGAUGAGAUACGGGCGGACAACUGAGUACGGAUACCGUUGCAAUGAUGUGGGUAGAGGACACCGAGCACUACACAGCCGACAGAGGCUGCACCUCACGAGCCGUAUGGUGUUCCCUUGAAGGUGAUGUUGACUUCCAAUGAGCGGUGGAUGCUUCUAGCGACCCUA
This is a messenger RNA of Exophiala viscosa, 1113 nucleotides long. RefSeq names its product riboflavin synthase alpha chain. Lineage: Eukaryota; Fungi; Ascomycota; Eurotiomycetes; Chaetothyriales; Herpotrichiellaceae. The record is from RefSeq and is a predicted model, not a curated record. Gene Ontology annotation, molecular function: riboflavin synthase activity. Bases 113 to 817 code for a protein of 234 amino acids. The transcript has a single exon. Gene Ontology annotation, biological process: riboflavin biosynthetic process.